UGCCGUGGUUAAGUCAGUCGUCUCUCUGUUAGUUAUUGCAGCACGAUGAAUGCACAGCAUUGAUUUUUAAACGGUUUUACGCUAAUGUCGCAGCUACCCGCAAAGAAACGGAAUUGCUUGACACACGUUAAGGACCCCGGCACGUCGAGGCGCAACAAAAUUUAAUAUUUACCGCGAUAAAAUGUGUCAAUACCGGGUACAAUAAAUAAGGAAUGGGAAUUGACAGUAUGAGAGUCGGAGGAGGCCGAUGUCCUCCCGUCCUUGUCGGUGGUCUCCUCGUCGCUUGUUUAAUGCUCAUUUGCAACUGGUGGACUCUGUCUUCGGAAAAUAUCGAGCUAGUUAGACAAAUUGAUGAAUUAAAUGAGCAACUGAAAAUCAGUGCUGAAGAGAGAGAUCAAUGUGUGACAUUACGUGGAAAUCUGGAGAAAAGGUAUAAGCAUGUAGAGGAAGAGGUGGCAUCACUUCAUGUUCGUUUGGACCAACAAACAGAUUUGAAGAAGAAAAAUGAGGAAUUGAGGGAAUCAAUCAAUGUGUACAAGACUGAUCUGGAUUCCUUGCGCAAAUUAGAUGUUACUAAGUCUGCAACACUAAAAACCUUGAGAGAGGACAACGAUAAUUUUAAUACACAAUUAUAUGAAAAACUACAGGAAAAUAAAAAAUUACAAAAAGAGAUAGUUCAGUUGAAGGAUGAACUGGACAAAGUUAAACUUACAUGCACCAGAAAUCCUGAAAAGAAUCCUGAAUUAACUCAACAGUCUACAAGAACAGCCAAUAACAAGACUCAAUCGGGUUCUGUUGUGGAGUCGGCUGUAAAAGUAUCUGUAGCCGGUCAGCGUGGUUUGAAGUACCAUGGAAUCCCAAUUCUUCCACGAGAUCCACCCGGUGCUGUGCGCCAAAGUCCUCGCCUCUCAGUUACAAUGCUGAAAGCUAAAGCAAGUCCAAAAGAACCAAAUCAUGCUGUGGCACCAGACGAUCUAGAUGGAGUAGAAAUAGAGGGUCCAGAUGAUAGUAAACAAGGGAAUCCGGCAUCCGCCGAUAGUACUACAGUAGAAAGUGACAGGGAUCAACAAAUGAAAGCAACAGGCAAUGUGGAUAAAUAAUGCAAGGGGACUUCGUACACUAAU
This is a messenger RNA of Dufourea novaeangliae, 1124 nucleotides long. Its product is annotated as Golgi membrane protein 1-like. Bases 213 to 1100 code for a protein of 295 amino acids. NCBI's taxonomy places the organism in Eukaryota, Metazoa, Arthropoda, Insecta, Hymenoptera, Halictidae. The transcript is spliced from 7 exons. The record is from RefSeq and is a predicted model, not a curated record.